Messenger RNA from Exophiala xenobiotica, 1722 nucleotides. RefSeq lists its product as uncharacterized. The transcript is spliced from 5 exons. The record is from RefSeq and is a predicted model, not a curated record. The coding region runs from base 1 to 1722 and encodes 573 amino acids. Lineage: Eukaryota; Fungi; Ascomycota; Eurotiomycetes; Chaetothyriales; Herpotrichiellaceae. Gene Ontology annotation, molecular function: carbohydrate:proton symporter activity. Gene Ontology annotation, biological process: carbohydrate transport; transmembrane transport. Gene Ontology annotation, cellular component: plasma membrane.
AUGAAGAGCAUGAGUAUGAAGGUCUAUUUUGACAAGUACAAUCCCAGCUCUGAGAAAGGCAAUGAUGUAAGACACUCUUUGGCCGGCCUGGAUUACUCUCCGCUUCCUCGGGUGACGGCUCGCUCAUUGGCCAUGGGCUGCCUGGUUUCCAUGGGUGGCUUAAUCUUUGGCUAUGAUACCGGACAGAUUUCGGGCUUUUUGCAAAUGCCAGAUUUCCAAAAACGCUUUGGACAGCCGACAUCAGGUGGGAAGCAUAAGUUCAGCGAUGUCAGAUCCGGCCUUAUAGUCGCAAUGCUAUCCAUUGGAACGCUACUUGGCGCUUUGCUCGCGGCUCCAUUAGCGGAUAGAAUCGGUCGUCGGUUCUCGAUCAGUUUCUGGUCUGUCAUUGUCUCCGUCGGGUUCAUCGUCCAGAUCGCAGCCGAUUAUGCAUGGAUUCAAGUUAUGAUCGGUCGGCUAGUUUCCGGUUUUGGAGUUGGUGCGUUGUCAGUGCUUGUACCCAUGUUCCAAGCUGAGACUGCUCCGCCUUGGAUCCGUGGCGCCUUGGUCUGCACCUACCAGCUUUUCAUCACGUUCGGCAUUUUCCUGGCCGCAUGCUUCAAUUACGGAACUUAUAAAGGCCAACAGAACAACUCUGCGUCGUGGAGAAUUGUCCUUGGCCUUGGUUGGAUAUGGACACUCGUCCUGGGCGCAGGCGUGCUCCUCUUUGACGAAACCCCACGAUAUGCGUAUCGCAAAGGCAGGACCGAGGCUGCCAAGGCUACUCUGAUGAGGGUGUACGGUGCUCCAGCUAAUCACUACGCUAUCUAUACACAGAUGGAGGAAAUAGAGAGCAAAUUUCGUGCCGAGGAUCAAUCGAAAGGCAAUGCCAUCCACGAAUUCAGAGUGAUGCUUAGAGCACCAAGAAUGGCAUAUCGAAUUGUGCUCGGCAUGAUGCUACAAGCACUGCAACAACUGACGGGCGCAAAUUUCUUCUUCUAUUACGGGACUACCAUAUUCAAGUCUGUCCAGAUCAACUCCUUUGUGACCCAAUUGAUCCUUAACGGUGUCAAUUUCGGAGUCACCUUCAUUGGCCUCUAUCUCGUUGAGCACUAUGGGCGAAGGAGGUCUUUGAUAGCGGGCAGUCUAUGGAUGUUCGCUUGCUUCAUGGUUUUCGCCUCAGUCGGCCACUUCUCGUUGGAUGACAAGGACCCAUCGAAAACUCCCAAGGCUGGUGUGGCAAUGAUCGUCUUUGCUUGUCUGUUCAUCUUGGGCUUUGCUACAACAUGGGGCCCAAUGGUUUGGACUUUGAUUGCCGAACUCUUUCCCUCACGCUACAGGGCCAAGGGCAUGGCAAUGGCAACCGCAAGCAACUGGACCUGGAAUUUCCUGCUCGCUUUCUUCACCCCUUUUAUCGUCAGUGCGAUCGAUUUCCGCUACGGCUACGUAUUCGCGGGGUGCAAUUUGGCUGGAGGACUUCUCGUAUACUUCUUCGUCAUUGAAGGUCAAGGUAGGACUCUCGAAGAAAUUGACACCAUGUACAUCGAACAUGUGUCUCCCAUGAAGUCGAGCAGUUGGGAGCCACCCUCGACGGCGGAAAUGGCACGAAUCAGGCAGCAGGCUGGGACUGAGGUGGCCCAUUCGGAAGCACAGUCAAGGGGGAUCUACAGCGGAGAGACCGAAAGAGGGACUGACCAUGGCAGAGAAGUAAGGAAGGCUGAGAACGACCAUGUUGAGAAAGUGUGA